This is a messenger RNA of Laetiporus sulphureus 93-53, 1935 nucleotides long. RefSeq lists its product as uncharacterized. NCBI's taxonomy places the organism in Eukaryota, Fungi, Basidiomycota, Agaricomycetes, Polyporales, Laetiporaceae. The record is from RefSeq and is a predicted model, not a curated record. The transcript has 4 exons. The coding region runs from base 1 to 1935 and encodes 644 amino acids.
AUGACCAAGAGCUACAAAGACGCGUCUAAAAUCGUUGAUGAGAUGGAGACCGCUGACGUACCCUCACUGGAGCAGAUAGUUGCAUACAGCGACCUGCAGUACGCGAAGGCCAAGGCAAUCUGGAUGCGGAGAUACGUCGAAGCUAUACGGGUAGAAAAAACCGGUCGAGAGAUACACCAUAAGCGAUUCUUCCUGAAAGGCGACCACAAGAUUCGACUGAAGUUCCUAGAGAAGAAGAUGGUCAAGAGUAUUGAUGUCAUGGAUGCUCUCGAAACGCGCGCCUUUGACCUACAAUUCGCGAAAAAUCCUGCAUACAACUGGAUCAAACCGUUCCAGGCACCACGUACUUCUAACCAUAAGGAAGAAGUGGAUAAAUCUAAAGGGGUCUCGCUCUCGGACGUCCUCACUCUGUCGGAAGAUAGCAAUGCAACCCCAGUAGUACAGGCUCCUGCAGAAGAAAGCGAAGACGACGACCCCAUCGAGUUGGUCUUGCGAGCUGAGAAACGCGAAUAUCUCGGGACCUAUCGACUCCUUCGGGAGAGCAGGGAGGCUUGGGUUGAGCGCAUCUCUCCAGAAGAUCGCAACAACGCUGACGUAUUGAGAGCAUUGAGCAUCAAGCGAGACGCAAUCUUGCAAUUCGCCCGGCGCGUCGUUCUACACGAUCCCGCGCUCUUGUUGAAGGCAGAGGGAAAGGUGUCCUUCAAUGACUUGUUUUUGGACCCGAGUUUCACCCUGGACGACUUCGAGAAAUUUGAGAGAGGGCAGCAGCAGGCAGUGGGGAGAGGAAUGAUAUGGUGGAAAGAUGCCGUUCUCGAUGCCCUUGCGAUCUGGCCAAAGGCAGGCAAGGCAGGCACAGCGGCGAACCUUGGUCGUCUCGGUGAGUCCUGUCAAUGUCGAUGUGUCAGUUGGCUGGCAGGCGCCGCAUCUUACUGUGAUCCAGAGGAUCGGUUCAAGAUUGUCGGAGGAUGGGUUUUCAAAGACCGGCACCAAAAGACGAUGUCGAAAGAGGGCUGGUAUACUUUUAUGUCGUUUGGCACAAUCGGCAUGGUCCCGCCACCGUCAUGGUGCGCAGAAUACGACGCAGAACUCUUCAGGCUCGUGCUGAGCUUCUGCGGCGUUGUCCUUGGUGACAUCGUGGGCGCAGUUCGCAAUAUCGGUCCAAUGCCGACUAACCGCAAAGCAUCACGAAGAGGACAUAUCAAAUGGUUCGAAGUGAGCAGAAGGGUGUAUACGUUCGGAGCGGUCCGAAACGAGCCACAUGCACUCACCGAUGCCUUUUUCCGGGAGAUACGUGCUCGCCCUGACAAGUUUGUCGUCAUUACCCGUUCUGAGACGGAUCCGGGGCAACAAAUAGAGCAGUUCGGCGGCGGCAACGAUGAGACGUUUUAUCAAUAUAGAACACGCACUUUCGAAGCGCCUUCGACGCUAGGCACGCCCACAGCGCGUACGCGCACUGUCUGGAACAUUAUGCGCUCAGGCAAGGACGUAUUCUACGGCACGGGUGAGCCUAUCAGGGUACCUGGGGCUCCGGCGGAGAGCCUCCCGUCGAUCAAAGGAUAUCUGACCGAGAUCGCUGCCGAAAGGAAUGGAGGAUGGCUCUUUUGGCUGAAGAAGGAUCGGUUCCACGUGAAAUACUUCGUGAUCAUGGCGAACGAUCCCGCAACAGAAGCGACGGAGUUGAUGCGGGACUUGUCUUGGGCAGCGCUUUGUGCGGCUGGGUACGCAAAGGGUGCAUUCACAAUGAGAACCUACACGGAGGCAGUGGACGCGAUGAUGCGCAAACGAUGGCCGGAGCUGAUGGGUUGGAUGCCCCCCGCUGUUGGAAGGUGGACUGUCCCGUCAAUCAUGGAACAGGCGAAGAAAGACGGCGUGGACGCCUUCAUGGACAUGGCAGAUCAGCUGAAUUUGGAUGUAUUGGUGAGUCAUUACGACUGA